Molecule: messenger RNA, 1029 nt
Organism: Aspergillus thermomutatus
Lineage: Eukaryota; Fungi; Ascomycota; Eurotiomycetes; Eurotiales; Aspergillaceae
Product: homocysteine S-methyltransferase family protein
Exons: 2
Coding region: 1-1029 (342 amino acids)
Source: RefSeq, a predicted model, not a curated record
AUGACCUCAAUUCAAAUUCUCGACGGCGGCCUGGGGACCUCCCUCCAGGACCAACACGGCGUCACCUUCGACUCCUCCACCCCUCUCUGGGCCUCUCACCUCCUCGUCUCCGACCCCACCACUCUCCUCGCCUGCCAGCGCAACUUCGUAACAGCGGGCAGCGACGUCCUCCUGACAGCCACAUACCAAGUGUCCAUCGAAGGCUUCGCACGCACCAAGACCACCGAGUUUCCCACCGGCAUCCCCCGCAACGCUAUAGGACAAUACCUACGAACCGCACUGGACGUCGCCGAGCAAGCGCGGGGCGCAUCCGCCGCCAAAAUCGCACUGAGCCUGGGCCCGUACGGCGCAUGCAUGAUCCCGGGACAGGAAUACAGCGGGCGCUACGAUGCGGAGCACGAUAGCGAAGAGACCCUAUUCCAAUGGCAUCUGGAGCGCCUACGGCUGUUUCUUGAGGCGGAUGAGAGACUGCCCGAGAGAGUGCAGUAUGUGGCGUUCGAGACGCUGCCGCGGCUGGACGAGAUUCGUGCGGUGAGGAGGGCGAUCCGCGCGGCGGGCAUGGAUGUUCCGUUCUGGGUGGCGUGUGUUUUUCCCGGGGAGGAGGCUACGUUGCCGGAUGGGAGUUCUAUCGAGCAGGUUGUGCGGGCUGCGGUCGCGGAGAUGGACGGUGCGGCGGUGCCGUGGGGAUUGGGCGUCAAUUGUACCAAGAUCUAUAAGCUGGCCGGGUUGGUACGUGAGUUUGGCGAGGAGGUAGCCGGUGCUGUUGGCAAGAGUCGGGUAGGGGGUGUUCCGAGUCUGGUGCUGUAUCCGGAUGGCACCAAUGGAGAGGUUUACAACACGACUACGCAGACGUGGGAGAAGCCGGAAGGAUUUACAAGUUGCGAAAGUGCUCCGUGGGAGUCUCAACUGGCGCAGAUUGUCACCGAUGCUCGCGCACAGGGUCCCUUCACUUCGUUCCUGGUCGGAGGCUGCUGCAAAGCCUCUCAUACCGAUAUUCGAAAGCUGGCCGAGCAGCUCAAAACCGAGUAG